UCCUGGUUUGCAAAUUAUCAGAACUCCCCCUUGUUGGAAUCCUAUGUAAAUUCCUAGUAACUUUGGAGCUCGGUACAAUUCUGUUCACAGCAAUGGGGCCUUUCCUGAAUUUAGAUUCUUUUUUGUUGUUUUAAGUACUUUUACAUACACGAUUAUGCCCACAGGUAACAGGAAACCAGUGUUUCAAAAGAAAACUUGAUCACAUUGCUAGAUAACACAGGUAUCCUAAAUAAGUGUGUGAGCGCCUCAAGGGCUUUACCUACAGCUCCUGCCAAAAGUACAUAUUUUUUUGAUUGGUAAGAACGGCAGGUGACGCUUCAUGAAAUAUAAAUACAAGAAAGACUCGGGAGAGCUCAAUAAAAACCUUCCACCCGUCAGUCUGGGAGGAUAAGAAAGAUACUGUUUAACAACAGCUGGAAAUGGCUUUCGGAGUGCCAAUAUCAGUCUAUCUCUUAUUCAAAGCAAUGACAGCAUUGACUGAAGAGGCAGCCGUGACUGGAACACCUUCAAACACAACCCAGCAAAGUAACUGGACAGUUAACAAAACAGAAGCUGACUACACAGAAGGGCCCAUAGCCUUGAAGUUCUCACAUCCUUGCCUGGAAGACCACAAUAGUUACUGCAUCAAUGGUGUUUGUGCAUUCCACCAUGAGCUGGAAAAAGCCAUCUGCAGGUGUUUUACUGGUUAUACUGGAGAAAGGUGUGAACACUUGACCUUAACUUCAUAUGCUGUGGAUUCUUAUGAAAAAUACAUUGCAAUUGGGAUUGGUGUUGGAUUAUUAUUAAGUGGUUUUCUUGCUAUUUUUUACUGCUACAUAACAAAGAGGUGUCUAAAACUGAAAUCACCUUACAACAUCUGUUCUGGAGGAAGACCACUGUGAGGCCUUCGUAAGAAAUUUUCAUGAGGCGUGUAUAAAAAUCAGUGGGCCCCAAAUCGAAAUCUUCCAAUGAAACAACAAAACUUCCCAAGCUGACUGGACUCGAAAAUAAAGGAAGUUGGGAUCAUGAUGAAAUGAGAGAAUAAACUUCAACGUUGGUCUUCAGACUUUGCCAUCGUUAGGUUGCCAUGGGAAUCGAGUGAACAAGCUACUGUGACAGAAGUCAAGUUCAUAGUCCUACUCUGGGUUUGUUGCUGUUGUUGUGUGGUUAUUGUUCUUACUGCAGAAAGACUGAGCUUCAUGCUUCUGACCACGUCAGAUGUGAAUUUUCAUGGGAAUAAUUACCAACCUUGCAGCAAGCCAAAGCAAUGCCAAGCUUGGGUUCUUCACGUGCUGGCUACCACCGGCAGGUUAGAUCACUGUGCUACGGACCUAGUCCCAAGCAUGCUGCUUUCAUGGUGUCUAAUGCUAGGAUGAGGUCAGUGUUAUGGCACCUCCAGCGAUGCAAGCAUGUGCCUGAAGCCUAAACCAGGGAAAAGAAAAUGGAAUGUCUAAGGCAAACAUAAAUCAUACCCAGCUCGUGACAACACUGUGUAGCCUGUAUCUGUGAAAUGUGGAAUAAGUUGAAGAGUUUUUGAUGACUAAAAGCUAUCUGGAUAUUGAGCCCUGAGUAGGUGAAACAUUUCUGUUUCUGCAUGGAUUAUAAAACCUUGUGUCGGACUCAGUGGUCCCCUAAUGUUUAUGUUCAUCGCCUCUUCCUAUUGUUAGUGGAAUUACCUGGUGACUAUCCAUUUGGCCUGAAAUUCUAGAAUUCUACUAAUAAAUAAAAUUCUACCAUCAGCCCUGAAAUAGAAACUGAAGAAUCGGACAUAGGAAUUGUUUCACCAGCCGACAACCUGUGGAAACUUUCUCCGCCAUUUCUGAACGCUUGAUAGCAGAUUUGCACAUAGCGAGAGAAAAUGGAACAAGGAUAGAAAUCCCCACUUGAGAAUUAGGGUCCCUUCCUCUUUAAUCAUACUUCUUCCACAUCAGUAGAAUUAUCCUCGUGCAGGUCCUUUAAUUUCUUCAGGCUUUGGUUUUAUCUUCUACAAGGCCCUGCUAGUUUUUAGAGUUUGACUAGGGGUCAAGAGAAAGUUUUCCAUAUUUGUCCCACAAGUGGAAUUAUUCUCAACACCACCUCUGUCCCCCACGCCACAUCGAACCCCAAAACACACCACUGGAUAUAAUCUUAGGUGUCUAUUUGAGUGUUUGGUUUGCAAAACAAUCAUUUAAAAUUUUGUCUUUAGAGGAAGUGAAACAUGGAAUUGAAGAAGAAUAAUAUCUACCAAUUUUCUCUUGGAUUCAAUCUAAAACUAUGGACCUUAUUUUUUCUCCAUUGCGAUGUAGAUAAGCAAAACAAUUCUGAUCACAAGAUGGGUUAAAGGAGGAUCAAACGUGAAUGUGCCUACAAUGGUAACAAGACUUUCACUUCUGUAAUGACUUUUCCAUUCGCUCCUAAACAAAACUUUACAUUCUGCUUUCCUUUGAGUAGACGGCAUUUCACCAGCUUUGUUUUUCCUUCAUAAGGAAUUUAAUGCCGAUGAAUUACACGUCAGCAUUUUCUGCUUGUCCUCACAAAGUAUGCAAAGGUUACAUCAUACCAAAAAGUGGGGAGGUGAAGUUUCCUCCCAGUGACUCCAGCGACCGCACCUAGAAAGCUAUGAUCUUCCCGAGCUUUUCAAAAAGGUGUUAAAACGCUGGGGAGAGUCCAGGAAGAGACAAUAAAGCUUAAUUAAGGACUGCCUCUUGAUGAAAGGAAAGAGGAACUAAUGCUGGAGCCGGGAGAGGUGAUAACCUAAAAAGUUAUAAAUGUCUGCUGUCUAUAAAUAUUUCUAAACUGUAAACACAAUAUAAUUGAAAUUAAGAAACACCAGACAGAGAAUUAAAAUGUCCAGAUUGCCAAACCAAAACAGAAACCAAUAGGGAUUCUGAGUUUUUCAGUGUGGAAGAGUGUGCAGUAUAAAAUCCCCCCCGUGAGACCAUACAGACAUUUAGAAUGUGGCUUAUGAGAAGCCAUCUGUUGGUGGUCUGUCAUACAAAGUAAUCGUCUGGUCCCCUGAAGCCUAGAAUUCAUUUUGCAGAGAGGAAUCUCCGGCAUUCCUAUGGCAAUAUUUACACAUGUAAGUAGGACUUAAGUGAGACAAUGCAUAUAAAUACAAGAUGUUCUGCAAACUUCUUUAUCUUCUGUUUUUUUCCUGUGCAAGACCCUGAGAAAAGCCUGCCAGGGAAGCCCUUGGCAUCAAGAUUACAUUUCCAGCUAUCAGUCAUGAAUUAUUAGGUGGUGUGGAUCAUUCAGGAAAGAAAGGAAAACAUGUUUCUGGCACCUUUGACUAAAUCAAGCAGGAUAAGGGGUUCACCAAUUUCAUUCAUUUCCCAUUUUGUCUUCUUUAGAUAUCUACCCUUCAAUCUCUGAGAACACGUCCUUAAGUCAUCAAUAUUCAUAAGUGCUUCAUUAAUUAACAUUCGGAGCAUGAUAAGGGUGAGGGCAAACACCAUAAUUUCAAACAUACGUGAGCUAGUAAAUUCACAGAGAAAAUUAUAAUUACUUGUUAUUGUAUCUUCUUUCCCCAAAUUACUUUUUUCUUUAAGUAAUCUCUAUACCCAACAUGGGGUUUGAACUCACGACCCCGAGAUCAAGAGUCACAUGCUCUCCUGUCUCAGCCAGCCAGGUGCCCCAUCCCAAAUUACUUUUUUGUAUGUUAUGUUUUUUAUAAUCCCGGAAGUAGAUGAAAUUAUAACAUAGAUUAUCUUUUAGUGUUUUUGGCCACAAUACAAAUCUAAUCCUUUAAUUCGGAAAUGUCCAUUUUGGUGAUGUCAAGGAGAUUUCCAUUCAUUAUAUGUAAUUGAGAAAGUGUCUUCAGAAAAUAACAAGGCAAACAUCAGCAAUCUAAGCUUUUGAUGUUGGACAUAAGGGCAGUUUGUCUCUGCAGAAGACCAUGAGUAAGCCACCUAACUUCUUGCGUUGCAAAAUGUAACAAACUCUCUGUAGUGUGAUGUAAAUAUUGAUAUCCUGCAACCCACAUUCAUGGGAAGGGUUACCAGAAUCUCUCUAUUGCAAAAUACCACUCUUUCUGGCUUACAUCAUGGCUGCGUGACAUCAGGUUACUAGCAUCUGCCAAGAUGAACCAGAGGUGUUGAAAUUUAAUUUGUCAGAGUCUGGCACUGCUAAUCUGGGUGAGUCCACAUUUCUGUCCAAGCCUCGGUGCGGCCCUAUUCAGUAGCACGUUCAGAAGCAGAUCUUCCAAAUUCAGCUCCAAAUUUCUGUUAAUUAUUCAAUUCAGGAAUGCACAGUUCAGACUAUGAGAGCCUAAGCCAUUCAUUUCCUCGGGAUUCAAAGGCUAGGCCCCCUGGAGAAUAUCCACGUGAAUAAACGAGUACUACCUUUCUACUUCACUCCUCUGCCAAAACUAAACAUGAUGGAUAUUCCAAACUGUGGGCAACACCCACAGCCUCCAAAGAAACAUCCCAUAAAGAUGAGGAAUAUGAUUAUAUGGUAACGAGGGGGAAUCGCAUUGUUUCGUCAGGUCUUAUCGCUAAUAUAUCUCAUGACCUUUCUUUAUAAUUUUUGUGUCUCGGAUAUUAUUGGAGCAUAAAUCACUUAGACUGAAAUUUGGUUAGGACCGCAGUCAAGCAGGUAUCAAACUAGCAGUGCUUUUGAUCUUUAAGAGGAUGGUAAUUAGGCUUUACAUCUUUCUGGAAAGAAUGGCAUCUACAGAUCUUUAAAAUUGCCCCAAAAUUUUGAUUCAAUACUAAGUCUCCUCACAAAUCAAGUUAAAUGGUGUAAUAUAGCGAUCACUUAUGAGCACUUACAAUGCUUGAAAAGCAUUAUUAGCAUUAUUUUAAUUAAUCCACACCUGUAUGGAAUUGAGGCUCGGAGAAAAGGCUAUUGUUUUUUCAAGGUCACUUUAGCCUUUCGGUGGCAGAGCCUAGAACUGAGCCAGGUAGGUCUUACGCUCAAGUCCCUCAUCUAAACUCUGUCUGAUAAUGCUUCCUUAAAUGUUAUGGAAAAUAUUAAUGUUAAUAGUUGGCUUCUUGAUGAGCUUAGAGAUAAUACCCAAGUGGUUUGCAUGCAAAUGAAAAAAAGCUCCUUUCUUUAGAACGUAUGAAAUAAUAACCUUGGUCAUGGAUCAACCACAAAAAUUCCCUGCUGUCAUCUGCUGAUUAUUAAGAUAUGCAUACCAUCCUGAGGGUGGGGCCAGAACAGCCUUUAAGUGCCCGCUGACAGAUGAAUGUACGUUCCAGGGAGAGACUGUGGACUGUAAAUAGACCCUGGUUUAUCUUCAGGACUCGGGGGAUGAAGAGGUUACUUGCAAACACUUGACCCUAGGCCGUGGACAAGGGUUCUCUGGCACCGGUCCCCUAACUGGGGCACACCUGGCUUGGUUUGGUGAGGGGAUGGGGACUGAGUGGUUUUCCCAUCCACAGACAAAUCUCAUCAACUUCCUUCCCACCAUGUCACGCACACAACCCUACCCCGAGUCCCACAAACACUUUGAAGAAAGAUGGCCAAUGGCAGCAGUCUACGCGAGGGGCAAAAAUUGGAAGCACCACUAAAAAACCCUCCGCGGGGGAUGGACACUUGAACGACCUGUGAUCUGGUCCAGCUGCGUGCUUAUUUCACUCCGUUGGGAACCUCCACACAUGAUAUUCUUGUCUGUUAGACUCUAAGGACCAUCUCUCCAUCGCGUCCCUGGUUGAAAGUGGUAUGUGAAAAACACGCAGCCUCUACGGCAGAUUCAUUUCCUUUGACCUUCAUGGUGUUUCCUUUAAAACAAGAUUACAUUUAGAGAACGAGAUAUUUUCCUAUAAAAAGAAUCUAGCUUUUUAAGCUGCUUUUGGAAAACAGAGGAUACAGAGCGCUGGUCCCCCACGCUUCCAUUGCUUUGGUCAGAAGUGUGCUCUCCACACCUAGCCUGCUUCUGUCACAGUGCUGCUUCUUCAGGGUUUCUAUGGGCCUCCUCGGUCUGCAACCUUGGUUCUUCGACUGGAUGAAUUGUAAGAUCCUGCCUCAUCUCAGUUCCUCUGAGUCUAGCCGGCAGGUUGCCUGCAGAGGGCCUUGUUGUACCGCACACUUAACAAGCCAUAAAGGAACACGAGAGGCCAGGUCGCCUAGGAAUGUGCUCGUCAGGAGAACCCACACUCACCUGGAAGCUGGCAGGGGAGGCGUCUGAUGACUCAGACACUCUGCCCUGCCCACGCCCUCGGUCAUUCUCUGCUGUAAUCCUAAUCAGAUUUGUUUCCUCGGAGCUCAACCCUGCUUAUGUUACCUCCCUGCUCAAAGACCAAACUGACUCCCCAGCGUGCCCCAUGUUUGGCCAAGACUCCUCUCCUGGCAGUGGGAGGCCCUCCCUAGGGACGCUCAUGUGGUCUCUCUUUCUCAUCUACCCUUCCAGCACUCCUUACACAGACCAUCCCUCAGCUGCCCUCUGUUCCCUGAACAGACUCACAGUUCCUAUCAAUGUUAGUUAGGGUCUCUGCCGUUUGCUCUACAUAUAUUAUCUCUCCAUCUCUGUCUGCCUAGUCACAGAUACCCCAUUUUCCUCCUUUGAACUCCCUGGAUAUUUACACCCCGCCUCCCCCAGCGUUUUCACGUCCCAAACCAAGCAGCAUUUACAUUUUACCUUGUUUUAUAACGAUUUUUGCUCCUGGCUAACUGCCAGUGGUAAUAAUAACUGACUUCAUUCACUAAGUUCAUGCCUUAGACUGGGCACAGUGUUGAGUCAUUUAUUUACAGCCUCCCUUUUAACCCUCAGAGACAGCAGCCAGGAGGAAGGUUUUGUUGGGGGUUACGGUGAAGAGUGGUUCGGGAAAACAGACUGAGGCUUACCCCCCAGCUCCACCCCCUUACUAGCUGUGCCACUGUGAUCAAAUUCUUUAACUUUUCUAAGCCUGAGUUUUGUCCUUUGUAGAAAAGGGAUGAUAUUUAUCUCCUAAAGUGUUUUGGGAGAAAUAGUAAGUGCUCAAUAAAUAUUAGCUAUUUUGUUAUGAUUGCCUUCCAUUUUUCAGAUUAGAAAACUGAAUUUAGAAAGUUGACGUAACUUGUUUAAUACUAUGCAGCUAGUAAGUGGUGAACCUGGAUUUGACCCCAAGGCUGGCCAAUUUCAAGGCCUUAUUCCCUAGGCACACGACUUAGACCAUGGCUGUCGCUUGGCCCUGUAGUUUGAAGCAGGAUCUGCAACCUAAGAGAGCUGGGCUUUAAAUCCCAACUGUUUAUUAGUUCUGUGAUGGGGAGUAAAUUAUUUAACUGCACUAAAUCUUAUUAUAAAAUGGGGAUAACAACUACACCUCCCUAGGGUCAUUUUAAGACUAAGUUAAACUAGAUGGCUAAUAUAUGUAAAAAUCUAGGACACGGAGCUCAUUCAAUAAAUAUUACUUAUAAUUACUUAAUAUUUGUAACUUCUGUUACAAAUAUUUCAAAAAGCUUGUAUUGUUACUCAUUACGGUUGGUUUUAUUAUAAUGGGACAAAUGCCUUCCUAAAAAUCCUCACACUGUAAAAUUGAGCAACAAAAACCAUAGGGCUUACAGGAAAACUGAGGUUAGGGGUAUGACGCUCGAAAACUGUCAGUGACACAUUUAAAAAAAAAAAAAGAAAUCCACCAAAAACCACAGCGCAGUUCCUACAUUUUAAAUGGUUAAGAAAUCAACGGCUCAGUAUAUAGGGCACUCUAUCUUGAAGAACGUAAGCCGUUGCUUGCGGAAGUGGGUGUCAAGAGAGUCAAUGGUGAAUUAUUGUCAAAUGAUGAAGGAAGCGUUAUACAAACGGGACAGAGAAUUGUACCAGCAGAUGUGGAUGAGGGUAGCUUGUGACACAAACGGGAACCAAGGUAGCCGGUUGAUGUUUGCGAUCCAGGCACGUGUGUGUAUUUUGAGCAGCCCAUGCAGCUCGCGCAGCAGCUUUGUGGCUUCAUCUAGCAGUUCUGUUCUUUUCUUUUCUUUUCUUUUCUUUUCUUUUCUUUUCUUUUCUUUUUAAGUUUACUUAUUUUGAGAGAGAGAGGGAGAGAGCACGCGUGUGAGAGUGCAUGAGUGCGGAGGGGCAGAGAGAGAGGGAGAGGGAAUCCCAAGCUGGGGCCACCCUAUCAGCAAAGAGCCUGACUCCGGGCUCGGACUCAAGAACGGCAACAUCACGACCUGAGCCAAAACCAAAGUCAGUCGCUUAACUGACUGAGACACCCAGGGACCACUCACCCAGCAGUUCUAUUGGCCGAAAUCAUGCGUGAGCAAACACAAAAUCCUUAUAAUGCUCGAAUUGUCCGUUUAUGUUGAAACAAAUGGAUGUUUUCAAAAUACACUUUCAAACAGAACUACCUUGAAAUAUCACAACUUUUGUCUCUCAAACUAAAACUGAAUUAUAAUCAUCAGGCACGCGAAGUAUUCUGAUUAUAUUAGGCACUAAAGGAGAAUUACAAAAGCCCUCAUUUCCCCAAGUAAAAUUUUACAGCAGUGGCAAGGACAUAAUUCAGGGGCGCCUGGGUGGCUCAGUCAGUUAAGCGUCCGACUUUGGCUCAGGUCAUGAUAUGUGGUUUGUGAGUUUGAGCCCUCCAUCUGGCUCUGUGCUGACAGCUCGGAGUCUGGAAUCUGCUUCACAUUCUGUGUGUGUCUCUCUCUCUGACUCUCACCCAC
Molecule: messenger RNA, 8538 nt
Organism: Acinonyx jubatus (cheetah)
Lineage: Eukaryota; Metazoa; Chordata; Mammalia; Carnivora; Felidae
Gene: EPGN
Product: epithelial mitogen
Exons: 5
Coding region: 420-881 (153 amino acids)
Biological process (GO): epidermal growth factor receptor signaling pathway; positive regulation of mitotic nuclear division; positive regulation of cell population proliferation
Source: RefSeq, a predicted model, not a curated record